UACACAACAAUGGCUUUGACAUGGAUUGACAAAUACAAGCUUAUUACCAGAAAUUUAGCAGAAUGGCUAGGAGAUGAGAAACUUAAGAAUAUCCUAAAGGAACGUGAUUUGAAGUUGUACUGGGGUACAGCUACAACAGGAAAGCCUCAUAUUGGCUAUUUUGUCCCUAUGUCUAAGAUAGCUGAUUUCUUACGGAGCCAAACCGAGGUGACAAUACUCUUUGCAGACCUUCAUGCAUACUUAGAUAAUAUGAAAGCACCGUGGGAGCUUCUACAGCUUCGUACUCAAUAUUAUGAGGCUAUAAUCAAAUCAAUGUUGAAGUCAAUCGAUGUACCAUUGGAUAAAUUAAAAUUUGUUAAAGGCACAGAUUAUCAGUUGUCCAAGGAAUAUACAUUAGACGUAUAUCGUUUGAGCUCAUUAGUGACAGAACAUGAUGCAAAAAAAGCAGGUGCUGAAGUCGUUAAGCAAGUCUCUAAUCCAUUGCUAUCGGGUCUUCUUUAUCCCGGUCUACAAGCACUCGAUGAGCAUCACUUAAAGGUGGAUGCGCAAUUUGGUGGUGUCGAUCAAAGAAAGAUCUUUACUUUCUCAGAGAAAUAUUUACCAAUGCUAGGUUAUGAAAAACAUAUUCAUCUGAUGAAUCCAAUGAUUCCUGGCCUAGUUGGUUCUAAAAUGUCUUCAUCUGAGGAAGAUUCCAAGAUUGAUUUAUUGGAUAAUCCUGUGACAGUAAAGAAGAAGCUGAAGAAAGCAUUUUGUGAACCUGGAAACAUCACAGAUAAUGGAAUUUUAGCAUUUUCCAAACACGUUAUAUUUCCAUUAUUUAAAGAUGGCGAAACUUUUAAUGUAUCAAGAACUGCACAAUUUGGUGGUGACGCAUCUUUUUCUAACUAUGAAGAUUUGGAAACCGCCUUUGCGAACCAAGAAAUACAUCCUGGUGACUUGAAAAAUGCUGCAGAAAUAUACAUCAAUAGACUUCUUGAUCCAAUAAGAAAAGAAUUUGAAGCAGAUUCAAAACUGAAAUCGCUUGCAAACAAAGCGUAUCCACAGAAACAAAAAACUGCGGAGGUGGUGGAAAUUACUCCCACAAGACUAGAUAUCCGAGUGGGCAAAAUAGUCGAAGUGAAGAAGCAUCCUGAUGCAGAUUCGCUAUAUGUUGAGAAAAUAGAUUUAGGCGAAUCAAACGGUCCACGUACUAUAGUCAGCGGAUUAGUUAAUUUUGUACCUAUCGACGAGAUGGAAAACAGGAUGGUUAUAGUUCUUGCAAAUCUAAAACCAGUAAAUCUCAAGGGAAUUUCAUCGUAUGGAAUGGUUCUCUGUGCUUCAGUUGAAGAACCAACUAGGCAAGUAGAACCUUUAAGGCCUCCUGCAGACAGUAAGCCUGGUGAUAAAAUUGUUGUCGAAGGAUACGAAGAUGGAGUUGCAGAUGAUGUGUUAAAUCCAAAGAAAAAAGUGUGGGAGAAAUUGCAGGUGGAUCUUAUGGUAAACGGAAAUGGCACAGCUUCUUGGAGUGGAAAUCUACUACUCACUUUAACUGGCGGCAAAAUAACAUGUGACACUCUAAGAAAUGUUCCGAUUAAAUAAUGCAUUUAUAUCUGACUUUAUUAUUCAUCAAAUAACUGUUCUU
Cyphomyrmex costatus is the source of this 1621-nucleotide messenger RNA. RefSeq names its product tyrosine--tRNA ligase, cytoplasmic. Lineage: Eukaryota; Metazoa; Arthropoda; Insecta; Hymenoptera; Formicidae. The record is from RefSeq and is a predicted model, not a curated record. The coding region runs from base 10 to 1578 and encodes 522 amino acids. Gene Ontology annotation, biological process: tyrosyl-tRNA aminoacylation. The transcript is spliced from 7 exons. Gene Ontology annotation, molecular function: tyrosine-tRNA ligase activity; ATP binding; tRNA binding.